Messenger RNA from Conger conger (European conger), 4892 nucleotides. Its product is annotated as acetyl-coenzyme A transporter 1-like. Bases 223 to 1899 code for a protein of 558 amino acids. The transcript is spliced from 7 exons. Gene Ontology annotation, molecular function: acetyl-CoA transmembrane transporter activity. The record is from RefSeq and is a predicted model, not a curated record. Gene Ontology annotation, cellular component: membrane. NCBI's taxonomy places the organism in Eukaryota, Metazoa, Chordata, Actinopteri, Anguilliformes, Congridae.
GAAAUCUCAGUAACCGUGUUUUAGACACGUUGGUAGUUAACGCCACAAAUAAUGUCUUUCUAUUUUUCUGGCUAACGCUAGCUAGUUCAGCUACCUAGCCAGCUAGCCACAAAUUCUGUGGCGCUGACGUGUUGCCAGUAGUCUUCUCAUAUGUUUAAUAUAUCCACAAUUUCGUUAUCGGGGUCCUGAAAACGCUGGCGUAUUGAUGUCCAGCAUUUCGACAUGGACUCGCCCGAUUCUGUGAGACACAACGGGAGGCUGCGGAAACCGGCGGGUUCAGCGGAGGGGGGACCUGCGCGGUCGAAUCUGGAGACGGAGGAGACGACCUUGCUGCAUGACACGGACUCAGGCUCCGGCUCCGGCUCAGAAGCGGUGGAGGAUGCCCUCCCCGUCCUGCCUCCGAGCCUCAAGGGCGAGCUGGGAAACGUGCUGCUCCUGUUCUUCCUCUACGUGCUGCAGGGGAUUCCUCUGGGACUGGCGGGGAGUAUACCCCUAAUCAUGCAGAGCAAGAAGGUCAGCUACAAAGACCAGGCCUACUUCAGCCUGGUCUUCUGGCCCUUCAGCCUGAAGCUGCUGUGGGCGCCGCUGGUGGACGCCAUGUACGUGCAGAGGUUCGGACGCAGGAAGUCCUGGCUGGUCCCGACCCAGUACCUGCUGGGACUCUUCAUGCUGUACCUGUCGUCCACGGUGGAGUCGCUGCUGGAGGGGGACGGUCGGCACGGGCCGGACGUGUUCGCCAUCACGGCGCUGUUCUUCACGCUCUCCUUCCUGGCCGCCACGCAGGACAUCGCCGUGGACGGCUGGGCGCUCACCAUGCUGUCGCGGGAGAACGUGGGCUACGCCUCCACCUGCAACUCCGUGGGCCAGACGGCCGGCUACUUCCUGGGCAACGUGCUGUUCCUGGCGCUGGAGUCGCCCGACUUCUGCAACAAGUACCUGAGGCAGGAGCCCAGCGACGCCGGCAUCGUGACUCUCUCAGACUUCCUGUUCUUCUGGGCGGCCGUGUUCAUGGUGACCACCACGCUGGUGGCCGUGCUGAAGCGGGAGGACGGGCGGCCGCAGCGCGGGAGGGGCCAGCCGGAGGAGGCGCGGGGGGAGAGGAGGAGGAGCCAGGAGGAGACGCAGGGAGUCCGGGAGACGUACAGGCAGCUCCUCUCCAUCGUCAAGAUGCCCAGCGUUUUCACUUUCUGCUGCCUGCUCCUCACCGCCAAGGUGGGGUUCUCCGCGGCCGACGCGGUGACGGGCCUGAAGCUGGUGGAGGCGGGCGUGCCCAAGGAGCAGCUGGCCCUGCUGGCCGUGCCCAUGGUGCCGCUGCAGAUCCUGCUGCCCCUCGUCAUCAGCAAGUACACCGCCGGGCCCCGGCCCCUCGACGUCUUCUACAGGGCCUUCCCCUUCCGGUUGCUGAUGGGGCUGGUGUAUGCCCUGCUGGUGUGGUGGACCCCCAGUGUGAAGCAGGAAGGGGGGUUCCCUGUGUACUACUACGCCGUGGUGCUGCUCAUCUACGCCAUCCACCAGGUGGCGCUGUACAGUAUGUAUGUGGCCACAAUGGCCUUCCACGCCAAGGUCAGUGACCCCGUGAUCGGGGGGACCUACAUGACCCUGCUGAACACCGUCACCAACCUGGGGGGAAACUGGCCCUCCACCCUGGCCCUGUGGCUGGUGGACCCCCUCACCACCAUGGAGUGCCAGGGGCCCAACGCUGGAGGCUGCGGGUCACCAACAGAGGCAGAGCGGUGCGUUCAGGAGGGCGGUGUGUGUGUCACCUCCCUGGAUGGGUACUACGUGGAGUCGGUGGUGUGUGUGGCCCUGGGGCUCUGCUGGUGGCUGUGGCUGGGGAAGAAAAUGAGGGGCCUGCAGGACCAGAGCCCGUCUGCCUGGAAGUGCCGCAAGACCCAGUGACCCCUGACCCCUGUCACCUCUCACCUUCCCCGCUGUUCCUAAAACUCUCUCUCCCUCGCCAUCUUCUCCUCCAUUGCCUCCCCUCCAUCCCACUCUCUCUUUCUUCAUCGCCUUCUUUCUCUCCCUCCCUCCCUCCCUCUCUUUCCUUUUCUUCACCCCUCCCUCCAUCCUCGGUGAAGCUGUAGCAGUGCUGCCGUGCGGAGUUGAUCUCUGAAGCAGGAUUGGCUAAACCGCUACCCGCUGCCUGGUUCUUUCCCAUCAUCCCUUGCUGCUUCUGUCUCUCGUUACAGACCGCACGACAGAAAACACCCCUACGGUACUCCCGCUGAACUCCACUGCACUAAGUGCAUACUCUCUGUAUCAGUACUGACACUCAGCAAAGACUCCCUUCAGUAGACACAGAGAGAGGGUCUUGCCUGGACUUGUCUGCCCAAUAGGCUCUCCCCACUCACCACACACACUCUCUCCCCACAGUACAGCUAGUCUCGAAACAGACUCUUAGCACAAACCGAACCACUCAGCGCAUACUCUUACUCUUAGUGCAGACACUUUCAGAACAGACUCUCUACUCUGCAAAAAAACAAAACACCUGUCUUAAGUGUUUUAGUCCUGCAUUGAGACUUAAAAUCUUUUCUUUUUUUUCUUUCAUGUAGAAAAUAUUUUCUUGUUUGAAGUUACUUGUUUUAAAUUAGUUUGCUUGAAAAAUUUUGUUAUACCAUUGGCAAAUCUUGAAAUGAGUCAAACUGGCUCACCCCAUUGGUCUUGGUAAUAUUUAAAAAAGUAAUAGAGGUAAGAAAUUAAGGCUAAAUUUAAGACUUUUUUUUUGACAGGCAGGUCCUUUACGCAAACACUCUUUACUUUCACCGUUUUAUUUCUGUUGAGUGGACAGCAUUGCCCACACGCCACAGGUGAAGUACCGGAUGAGUAAUGUCCUUAUCCAGUGACGCGGUGCAGGCAGUUUAAUCAGUGUUACACAUGUGUCUAUAAGGAACGCAAUCUAUCUGCUGUCAGUACUGCGACACUAAAGAAGUCUUAAUUAUUCACAAAGAAAAUUGCCAUGGUUUACGCGGUUGAUCAGUAGUCUUGCAGAAGGUCUAAUCGUAACUGUUACCGUGCUGUGUAAUUUAUGGAAAUCAUGCUGUUGUAUGGGUAUUGCAGUAUUGCUUAAUUGUACUGGAAGCUGAAGAAUGCCCUGGAAGAAACUUGACAACCCACAUCUUUGUCCGGCGUGGGACCUAGACAGUCCUGUUUGUGAGGGGACUUCUAUUCCAUAGAGACAUUCGGUCAUUGCAUUUUAAUUGAUGGAAUGGAAACUAUUAUAAAGAUGGCCAUCAUCCAUCCGAUAUUUAAAUGGAAUAAUCCAAAAACAGUUGUGGGCUAGCCGGGUUUUCCCUGGCCAUUCCAAAGGAAACGUAAUCGACUUGGCUGAUGUUUUCCAGCGCCUUAAUUUUUUUUUUUUUUUUUUUUUUUUUUUUUUUACGUUUUCAAUUUUGAUUUUAAGUGAUUGUACUUUCGUAGGACGUAUUUAAGCUUUUCAGUUUGAUGUAGCGUUUUAAAUUGAUUUGGUGAAGUGUAUGCCACUGCUAUAUAUAUGAUCUGAAAGGGAAACGCUGUCUUAAGCGUCUUCAAAUGCAGCUUGUGAUUAUUUGUGUCUAAUUUCUGUCAGUUUUGUCCAUCGUUUAAUUAUACUCUUAAUUUUUUAAUGCAAAAACGUAUCUGUUGCUAUUAUUUGAAUUAUUUUUAUUCAAUUCGUUCUGAAGCAGGCGUGACAAACUGUGCUUUUUCCAUUUCCUUUACUAUUGUACCAUAUCGGUAAAAAUAUUUACUGGUGCCCAAAAUUAUUCCCCUAAAGCAAAACUUUGGAUUAUGAACUGGAACACUGUCUUUUGUUGUUUCACUUAUCACUGCAAGAAUGCUGAAAAUAUGGCGAUUGACUGGUUAUGCAAAGAAAAGUUCUGUGUACACAAUAGUCCUCGCUGAUCUGGGAUGCACACCCCUGUUUUAUAGGAAUACGAAUCUGAAAACCAGUGACUUGAAUCCCGAAGUGUUUUGCCUUAUUUGUUAUACAGUAGGCUACAUGGUUCUUAUAUUGGUGUGGCGUGGUGGUCAGGGGGACCGAAUAGAGGUGUGCGCAUUCAUACUGUUAACGGGUGGAAAUUUCCACUUGGAUUUCACAUCAAAGCCAUCCUGAACCGAACCAACAGUACUUCAUACACUUUGUGUGUCCAGCAAACAUUCUGAUACAGGGUUUCGAGCCCUGAUUCUGAAGGGCUGAUGGGGUUUCUUUGCAAAUUAAUAAGUUAACAGAUAAGUGAAAACUACUGAUUCCAUAGCAUGGUUUGCUGGGUCUUAAAUGGUUGCUGAUUUAAAAUUGAAAACAAAACCCAGCAUACACUCUGGCUCCCCAGGACCAGGGUUGGUGACUCAAAAGCAGAUUAGUAUCAUGGGCAGAAGUUUACAUUUAGAUUUGAACCCUGCUGUAAAAUCCAGCUACGUAUACCAGCUUGACCAUCUUGAAAAUUGAGCAGGUGAAGCCGGUCAUAAACUGGUCUAGCUGGGUCUGAGCUGGGCAACCAGCUAGUGCUGGUAGCUUGUCUGCUGUUUCAAAACCUAGAUUGAGCUGUUUUUUUCAGCGGGUCAUUUUUCUUUAAGGACAACAGCACCGUUGGCCCUGUUUGUGUGCCAUUCGCGCCAUGACUCCCUGCUCCAAGGAUCGCGUUUCAGCCGCCAUUUGAAGAUUUGAAAUGUUGAAACCGGGCGCGAGGAAAGCGCAGUCAGAUGAGCUUUCCCUACGGCGUAAACGGCAGCCGUUACCAGGGCAACAGUACCGCGACUGAUCUGUACAUGUUCUGUAUAUCGUUCAAUAUUAUGAACCAGCUCCGAAGAACUAUGCUAUUUUCAAAGAUGUACAGUAAAAAAAAAAGAAGAAAAGAAAGAAAACUAUUUAAUCAUGGACGGUAUUUAAUGAAUAAAAUACAUAUAUUUCAUCUUUA